Molecule: messenger RNA, 1506 nt
Organism: Caenorhabditis remanei
Lineage: Eukaryota; Metazoa; Nematoda; Chromadorea; Rhabditida; Rhabditidae
Exons: 5
Coding region: 1-1506 (501 amino acids)
Biological process (GO): ATP metabolic process; proton transmembrane transport
Cellular component (GO): proton-transporting V-type ATPase, V1 domain
Molecular function (GO): ATP binding; proton-transporting ATPase activity, rotational mechanism
Source: RefSeq, a predicted model, not a curated record
AUGGCCGACACCGUGGAUCCGUCGAUUUUCGAUGUGAAAAGUCCGCUUGAUGUGAAUACGCCAAUCACAUCGGAUCGGACCGCCCAUAUUCGGAAUUAUACGACGAAACCGAGAUUGACGUAUCAAACAGUUUGCGGAGUCAACGGACCGCUAGUGAUCCUUCGCGAUGUCAAAUAUCCAAUGUACAAUGAAAUCGUGAAGAUUACGUUGCCGAACGGCGAGCAACGAAUGGGACAAGUGCUCGAGACGUUUAAGGGAAAGGCUGUUGUUCAGGUAUUCGAAGGAACGACAGGAGUCGAUGCAAAGCAUACGAAAUGUGAGUUCACCGGUGACAUUUUCCGUUCGCCAGUGUCCAUCGACAUGCUCGGUCGAAUUUUCAACGGAUCCGGAAAGGCGAUCGAUAAGGGACCGCCCGUGAUGGCCGAGGACUAUUUGGAUAUCAAUGGACAGGCGAUUAAUCCGUAUAAUCGUAUCUAUCCGGAAGAAAUGAUUCAAACGGGAAUCUCCGCGAUCGAUGUGAUGAAUUCGAUUGCUCGCGGACAGAAAAUUCCGAUUUUCUCGGCCGCCGGUCUUCCCCAUAACGAGAUUGCCGCUCAAAUUGUCCGUCAAGGGGGGCUAGUUCAACUGCCCGACCGUAACAACGAAGCGGUCAAUUUUGCUAUCGUAUUCGCCGCGAUGGGGGUGAACAUGGAGACGGCGAGGUUCUUUAAACAGGACUUUGAGGAGUGUGGAUCUAUGGAUAACGUGUGUUUGUUCUUGAAUUUGGCAAAUGAUCCGACGAUCGAGAGGAUUAUUACACCGAAAAUUGCACUCACGGCGGCGGAGUUUUUUGCGUAUCAUUGUGGAAAACAUGUGUUGGUUGUGUUGACUGAUAUGUCAUCGUAUGCCGAGGCGUUGAGAGAGAUCUCAGCGGCUCGCGAAGAAGUGCCGGGUCGUCGUGGUUUCCCCGGGUACAUGUACACAGAUCUGGCGACAAUUUACGAGCGGGCGGGUCGAGUGAAAGGGCGCGAGGGCUCAAUCACACAAAUUCCGAUUCUGACGAUGCCGAAUGACGAUAUCACUCAUCCGAUUCCAGAUUUGACUGGAUAUAUUACGGAAGGACAGAUCUAUGUGGACAGACAACUCCAUAAUCGGCUGAUCUACCCGCCAAUCAAUGUGUUGCCAUCGUUGUCUCGUCUCAUGAAAUCGGCGAUUGGAGAGAAUAUGACACGCGAGGAUCAUUCGGAUCUCUCCAAUCAGCUAUACGCAUGCUACGCGGUGGGAAAAGAGGUGCAAGCGAUGAAAUCGGUGGUCGGCGAGGAGGCGCUCUCACCCGACGACCUCCUCUUCCUCGAGUUUCUCAACAAAUUCGAGAAGAACUUCAUCUCGCAAGGACACUACGAGAAUCGCACGAUCGUCGACUCUCUCAACAUUGGAUGGGAAUUGCUGCGAAUUUUCCCGAAGGAAAUGCUGAAACGGAUUCCUGGGGCACUGUUGGAGAAGUAUUACACGAGAAAGAAGUGUUAA